Molecule: messenger RNA, 3756 nt
Organism: Symbiodinium sp. CCMP2592
Lineage: Eukaryota; Dinophyceae; Suessiales; Symbiodiniaceae
Source: the annotation of a GenBank genome assembly
AUGUGGCACCUGGCUCGACGCUGCAGUGCGACUCGAAAGUAUGGACGAGCGGUGGCCACUCAGAUGCCCGGCAAGCUCUUGCGCGGGCGACCUCCCGUGCUCCUGGGAAGGAGAGAGAGGCGAGGUCGCGAUGUACCCCAGGAGAGCCCAAAGAAGGCUUCCUUGCCGGACAGCAGUGGGGGCAUUGCCGACUUCAGGAAACUCUGUCAAGCAGCACUGCAAUCAAGCGAAACCAGAAACUCAAAUGCACUUGCGCUUCUUCGACAAGCCGGUAGAAAGGCAAGAACACCUGCAGAGGCUGCACUUGUACUAAACCAUAUUGUCGACAUGUCACGGGACGAGCACUUCAUCCGGUUCCUGGUCGACAAGCUCGUUUCCCAGCGCCUGGCAGGCCAAAACAAGCAUGUCUGUUUGGCAGCAAGUGCGCUCGCACGUGUCGAACUCUGGAUGCCAGCCUUUGGCACUUUGGUAGAUCAAGUUUUUGCUGGCACGCACGCAGAGAUAUCCUUGGAACACCUCAGCCCUAUUGAUGUUGCGCAGAUCUGCCGAUUCACUGCUGUUUUCCGCCGGCAUUUGGAGUGCAUGGGCUUACCAGCGAAGCGUGUCCUGGAGGCUGUCCAUCUUCGGCUGCAGCAUCUCGAGGAGUCUGGGAAGCGCUUGGAAGCUACAGGAUUCAUCUCCUUGUUGAGGUCAGUCACUCAGAUGUCGGAGGAUCCGGCGGAUGCGGGCUCGGGGGGCUCGGGAGGCUCGGGCGCGACGCGGUCUCUGGCAAUGUGGCUCCGAAGCAGACUAGUCAAGGAGCUGCCGCUGUGCUCCCCGCGGCAGCUGGCGAGCGCGCUCUUGGAUCUCGGAGCACUCAAGCAGCUGGAUGACAACACUCUUCUACAGCUGCAAAGAGAGGUGACCCGCAAUUGGAGGGCGAACACCAUGCGACCUCGUGAUCUGGCGUCCAUCAUCUCCGGAUACUCCAAGCUCGAGGGUGUGAGUGCUCGUCAAUCCGCGAUCGAGCCGCUCCUUCCCCAGAUGCUCUUCAUGAUGAACAGCUGCUCCCAGGCGAGCCUUUGCGAGCUCCUGCACGGACUAGCCGCUGCCAACAUCUACGACCGCAUGCUCCUCGACGAGUGGUCUUCAAACUUCCAUAUGAAGGCCGCAGCGGAACCGCGAACUCCGCGAAGAGCGAAAGUAGUGUUCGAGCAGUGUUCUGAUGCCAGGUGCUGGGCUCUCCUGGCGUUGACCUCGAAAAAAAUCCUUCGAAGUGCAGAUGCCAUUAAAUUCCUUGUGCUCAGGGCCCAGCUGUCGCUUGUCGUGGCGGACCUGGCCAAGCUGCGCUACGUGAAGAAGGAUGGCCGAAAUACCUUCUCAACCCUUCUGGGGCGUGUCAUGGAUGUUGCUCCUUCCCUUGGUGGGCUUUCCGUUUGUCACAUUGUGUGUGCUUUGGCACGGGUCUCUCCUGCCCGCACCAACGUCUCGGCGAUCUUGGUGGACAGUUCACCUGCAGGGAGCGCAGACUUCCGGUCCUCUCUUCUGAACAGGCUUGAGGCGCAGCUCCUCGUGAAGGUGGAAGAGCUUCUACCACAGGGGCUGAGCGCCAGCGCCGCCGCCUUCGUCAAGCUGCGGCACUUCAGCGAAGAUCUCCUGAGUGGUCUCACACAGGCAGCCGUGCCCCGUCUCGGGAGCUUUUCCGCAGAGGACUUCUCCAUGUUCUCGUCUGCCGUGGGCACCGCACAGCACGCUUUGGCACAAAGCUGGAGUGAGGACCACUUGGUCCAGCUCGGUGAACAUGCAGCCCAGUCGCUCCAGCAGGCAUCAACCCCUUGGACGCCCAGGCAAGUUUCACAGGUGUUGCAACCUUUUGCGGCCCAAAAGCGUCCUCCAGAAGGCUUGAUCCAGGCUGCUGUAGCUCAUCUGAGGAGAUCAUCUUCAAACUACUCGCCGAGAGAUCUCGCGAAGUUUUUGAACCGCCUUCAAGGAUGCGGAGUUCUGCACCACAACAUGGCCAUGGCGGCAGAGAUCUUGCAGUCCUCCGAAAGGCGAUUGAGACAUCGAGGCCCUGAGAUUGUGGCCGUUGCCAACUCCUUGGCCCAGCUUCGACAGGUGAUCCCGGUGUCGCAGUUGAGGUAUCGUUUUCGGAAAUUGAGCAUCAGCGUGCAGUUGGCGAUGGCCAGAAACUUGCUGUCACUGCGAGACCAGGCAGACGUGCUGCGAAUCUGGGCCUUGGUCGGACUCAGGGACUGGCGCCUGCUGGCCACACUGGCCACGAACGCAUCCCAGGAGUUGGAUGCUGCUUCAACCAAGUCCUUAGCCGGACCUGGCCAGCUGCCUUUCCCUGCCGAGGACCUGCCACAAGCCAUCUAUGCGUAUGCCAAGUUGGGAUCGCCUCACAAGGUGGCGCCGGAGUACCGAACGACCAUCCUAGAGUUCCUCGUCCGGGCCAUGAAGGCUCUCCUGCGGGUCGAUGCAGUGCCGCGUCUCGGGGAGAAGGCUCUGCGCCAGCUGCUGCUUGGCAUCGCCUUCUGGGGGCCCCAACCCUGCAAGGAGCGGCCAGCGGGCCAAGAGGAGGAGGCUGAGGCUGGACACCUCCGGCAGGUCCUCCUGCAGCAGAGCCUGGAGGUGUGGCUGCAGAUGGAGAGCUCUGCGACAGAGGAGAUUGCUCGUGCCGUUGUGGCCUCGGCAUCCCUGGAGUUUGGGGUGCAGGCCGGCGACCUCAGCGAUGCCGCCGCGAAGCGCUUCCAGGAGGUGCAGCGGCCAGCGAAACUGCCCUUGGAGAAGGUCUCCGGUCAGUCGGUUGACUACCUGCGGUCCUACGAGCGCAGCGUGUUCAAAGCACUGGAGAAGCUCUUGACGGAAAAGUUCCGAUUGAAGCCACCCGUGCCAAAGCUCGAGGCAAUGCACUCGGCAUCUUGCUGCAACGUGCGCUUGGCACUUCCCGCCUUGAAGGUCGCAGUGGAGGUAGGACUGAAAGGUGAUCUUUUCGAGGGGCCCCGGGAAGCCUGGGCGGAUGCUGGUUGGGGGCGGACGGCGGAGAGCGAACUGGAUCACGGACCAAUCCCUGGAGACUUCGUCGCCGCGGGCCUUGACGAGGUCCUGGAGGAUGCAGACCAAAGAUGGUUCAACCUAGGCGAGGGAGAAGAUAUCGAGGCCUCUGCUACGAGUGUGCCGUGGCAGCAGCUGCCCGCUCUUCGAAUAAGGCUCUUGCGUGCCUCGGGCUGGAAAGUAGUAGAGAUCCCAUACUAUGACUGGCGAAAGCUGGUGAAGUCUGAACAACAGCGAUUCCUGGGCCAACUGCUCAAAGACGCAGUUCCGGCAUUUGCCCAGGCAAAGAGCGAUCGAACAGACUUCCGUUUCUCUGCGAAAACUGUUGGGAUGUCGAAUCGCGUGGCAGGUUGGAAGCCGCCCGCUCAGACUUCACCAGCCAUCGAAGACAGAAAGGUUGCCGGACUAGCUGUGAAGAGAGACGCCAUCGCUUGCUGUUUGUUUGCCAGAGCGCGGAUGGCAGACAAGGAGCAGAAGGAAGUGGAAGAAAUGCAGGCUACCAUGGCCGAGAUCGCCAGUGAAAGCUGGAGUGAAAACAGCCGAUACAGGUGCUUCUUUGCGGCACAGCAGUACUACCUGUUGAACGCCAACGGCCCGGAAGAGGAGACCGGAAAGGGAGCACAAAAGCUACUCGACGUGCUGGCGCAGUGCCGCGAGGAGGUCUACAAGAAGAUCCCGAAGGACACGCCUGCAUCGCGGCCACCUGCCAUGGCCUCUCAAUGA